Molecule: messenger RNA, 2058 nt
Organism: Eufriesea mexicana
Lineage: Eukaryota; Metazoa; Arthropoda; Insecta; Hymenoptera; Apidae
Exons: 4
Coding region: 1-2058 (685 amino acids)
Source: RefSeq, a predicted model, not a curated record
AUGACAAUGCUCAAUGAUCUCGUGGUUGCUUCGAUUACAGGAGUAUCAUCGAUAAAUUGCAUGUACUGUGUAAGUCAACUGGCUAAUCGGAAAAUCAAGCUCACAGAAUCAAACACGAGCGUACGAAGGAAACGGUCAGGCAGAUAUUGUCUUUUUCGCCAUUGCAGUGGACUCGUAUGCGCUCAAAAGUUAAUGAAAAGAAGAAAAAACAGACUUCAUUGUGUUCACCUACGCGUUUCUCAAGAUGUCGUUUCUGAUUAUUGGAAAGCGUGUUACAAAUCCAUGAAUAAUAGCGAUGCUAACGAUGAAAAAUUGCAACACGAGAACAGAGACACGGAAGAAAAAGCUAUAAAAGUCGUACAUGAAUAUAAAGGAAAAGUUUUAAACGUACACUAUCGCAAUUGCGAAGAAAAAGAAAAGAGAGAAGAUAUCUCGAACGAGAACGAUAAAUAUUUGGCAACAGAGAUUCGUUCGAAAUUGUGCACCGAUGAAAAGGAUAUAGAUUUGAAAUCCGUGAUUAAAUCUUCACCUAUCUGUGUUGAUAAUACUGAUUGUAAUAUCACCCGAUUAUCUCCACACGCUAUUAGAGCUAAAUGCGAUGAAAAGGAAAAUGAAAAAUCAAGAUGCGAUAGCGACGCGCUAGUUUUAUCGAAUCUGGCUAAUAAGGGUAUUUUUGAUUCUCUAGAAAAGAGGAACAGUUCGAGUAAAAUUAACAAAGUAGAUACAUCGCGGGAAUGCUCGUGGAAAACUACAAAUAAAAAGUAUUCGCCAAGCGACUCGAGCUUCAAAGAAACCAUUACUACGGACAAUCGUAUAGAUUCCUUUUUGCAUCACAACGCGCGGAAGAAAGAAACUAAAAAAAGAAUACAGAAAGAUUACUUGGAAACUGAUAAAACUGUGGAAUUAAAAUUGGCUCCUAAGUCGGAAAUGGAGAACACAAAGAAAGUUAAUUUGCAUCGUGAAGCACAUGUUAAUAACAUAGUAAAUAAUUUCUUGGACGAUGUACGGGUAUUUUCCUUAAAAGGAAAGCAACAAUACAAUUUAAAAUAUCCCGCAAAUAAAAAUCAAUCGGCUUCAGGAUUGCAAAAGAAAUGCCCGUGUCGGAAUACUGAUAUUAAUUCAAACGUGCAACAAAAAGGCACCUUCUCAGCUAGUUGGCACAAAAAUAGAAUGUAUCAGAGAAAGUCGUUAAAAUCUCCUUGUCAGAGAUGUUACAACACAAAAGUACGUAAUCCUUAUGGUCCGCAAUGGAGCAGCGCUAGAAAACCAUCUUUAUCGCAAUUACAGCCAUAUUUUUCGUUUCAACCGCAGUACAAUAUGCUAGAUACACGUUUAGAAUCUCCGAGAAAAAAUUACCCGUGUGAAUGUCCAAAGAUGAAGAAGAAAUUUGAUUCAAUGGCUGAUCAUGAAUUUGUCUUGUCUCGUGAAACUCGUUCGCUCAAGUACAAACCACAAUCGUUGCUAUCCAAAGAGGAACCGACUUUGGUCAUCUUUAGAAACAGUAAAUCCUAUAAAUCAAGAAAUUCAGCAAAUUCGGCGUACAGUUCAUCGAUCAUCUCUACCGACACUGAGGGAUCUAUUCAUGACAAUUUAGUUACAUGCCGAUGUUCAACUUAUAAGUCAUCAUAUUAUAAGAUGCCUUCGAGUGAUCGAUAUAAAUAUAUGUAUAGUACCAAAAUAGAUGCUACUUCCCCAUCUUUGUCUUCAUCAUCGAGUGUAUCAUUAUGCAAACGAUGUCAUUCUUUGGCAAUAUUGUCGCAAAAUUCUGUUUAUCAUAAACGAGAACCGAUUUCUUCCUCUUCGUACACGAAUGUUCAAAGGAAGAGGAAAAGAUACUCCAAAAAUGAGAAAAAAACAAGCACAUAUCUGUCUUCAACCUCGUGUUCAUGUUCGUUGUCGUCACUGUCAACAUUCAAAGAUUACAGUUUUGACGAAACAGACAGAGAAACAAGGCAAGGUGAAAAAUUGUGCUGGAAACCAAUAUCUCAUGCAGAGAAAAAGAAAAUAGUAUGCAGAGACGAACAUCACGUUAGAUGGAAUAUUAAGAAUACAUAUUAA